Messenger RNA from Caenorhabditis sp. 36 PRJEB53466, 3576 nucleotides. The record is from the annotation of a GenBank genome assembly. NCBI's taxonomy places the organism in Eukaryota, Metazoa, Nematoda, Chromadorea, Rhabditida, Rhabditidae.
AUGAAAGUCACCCGUCUCCUUUUAUUUAUUACUCCUCUGCUCUCUGGAAAUGCACGUAAGUCCUCCCUAUUCCAGCCAACCGAACCUUCUUCUUCUUUUUCUUCUUCCGUUUCAGAAGCGAAUCCGGGGAAUGAGGGAGAGCUGAGCCCUUUCGGAGAGUGCUUCGAUGGCUACAUACCCACAUUCAUCAGACACACCGGCACACGACACAUUGACGGACCCGCGUUUGUGGCAAAGGUUUUCAUUUCUCCAUUUCCACUUUAUUACUCAUUUUUCCAAUUCAAGAUUGACAUGGUCACUUGCUCCUCUCAUUGCCGCUCGAACUUUGACCCCUCCUCCGAAGAGCCAUUUCCAUGUGAAGGAUUCAACUUCCGUGCCGGGAGAAACCCAGUUUGCGAGUUCUUCCCAGCCACAGGAAACAAGGUAUGCACACCCAGCCGUCCGCAUGUUUCAUUCGUUUGGCUUUUAGAGCAACGCCACAAUGUCGCUCAAAACGGAAGAAGCUCCGACCUUCUACUAUGAGAAAGUGUGUCUGCAAAUGGCUAAGCGAUGCGAGGAGUCUGCGUACAUGUUCGACGUGAAGAAAGCGUACAGAAUCGAUGAGACUCCCAUCAGGAUCAUCAACGUGACGGAAGAAGUGGAGUGUAUGGAAGAGUGUGUCAGGAUUCAAUGCAUGUCAUUCGGGUUCCACCAUGAUGCGAAGUGAGACAGAACUUUUAAAUCAGCAUAGAAACCAAAAUGGUUCAGACGUUGUUCGUUCUACAAUUCCACUCGAAGGGAUGCCGUGACGAUCAGGGACGUCCGGAUGGAUUACUACGAAAACAACUGUGUCCACCGUACCGCAGACCUCUCCUCAUUCAUAUUUCUCUUGAAACCAAACUCAUUUUCAGCAACGGCUCGGUGCAAACAAGGAAGGAUCGAGUUCUUCGUAACUCGCAAAGCAGACGUCCCGUCGUUCGGCCUCUCAUUGGGCGUGAAGAGCAUCCGGAGUUGCAUGCAAGCGUGCGUGAAUGCAGGUCAAUUCUACUGCCGGAGUGUCCAGGUACUCCGCCGCCCACUCGAUCGCUUCCGUCAUUUCCUCCGUUCAGUUCGAUUCCAUCUCCAACGAGUGUUUCGUUUCCGACGAGACUUCAGACGUCGCCGUUCCGUCCUCCACACUUGACAUAUUCGAACCAUUUUGCGUGCCUCGCAGUGACGAGAACACUUGUAACCGUCCGUACUCUUUUGAGAAAAUGAUCACUUCGAGACUUGCGAGCGCCACUCUCAUUGUCGAACUGCCCAGUUAGCUUAUGAGAGCACGUUGCACGAUACUGAGGAUGUCAUUUCAGAUCAGUCAACCGAGAAGUGCCUUCAAAAGUGCACAGAUAUUGAAACGUGCAAAUCAGUCAAUUACAAUGUGCUCUCAAGAACCUGCACCCUUCUCGCCACUUCCAAAACUGGCAGUCAGAUUGUUAGCGACGAGAACUUUGAUUUCUUCGAAAGGGCGUGCCCACAUAUUGCUGCCACGUUAUCUUCCGCACUCAUUCCGCAUCCUCCGACGAUUCUUCCGGAAGUGGCCACGCGGUACCGCAUGAUAGAGAGAGGGAGACAGUUGGCGGAGAAGUUCUCGAAUAAAACAGGAGUGGAGAACGUUCAGGACUGCUGGUAAAUGAAAAGCACAAGAAAUCAUUGAGUGAUCCUUCUUUUUUUUAGGUCGCUUUGCCUUAAUUCCACGUCUCAUUGUGAACUCAUUUCAUUUUCCACAGUUUCAAAUCAAUGCCUUCUGUCCUCUCUCAAAGCUUCCGAAGUCACAUCUGACACAAAGAAACUAACGAAGCCUUCUGAAUCUUUCGAUACGUACGCUGCCAGUACGAGUGCUCUUUCUUUCACAUCAACUACUCUAUCCACUUCUACCGUAACUACCAAAGCGACGAAAUCAGUCGUCACCACAACAGCGAAACCAUUGUCGAAAUCGGAGAGUGGAGAGUCAAUGGAAGACCUGAAUAACAUCUUCGAUGUCAAUGACAACUUCAUGGAUACCACCACCACAGUGAACAAUCCCACAAGUGAUAUUUUUCUCACACUUUCGUUGUUUAUCUUUAUUUUCAGGAUCCCGUGCCCAUGCCCUUCCUAAUGCCGGAACUAAACCGGUUUCUGACAGCAAGAGCUCUGAAAGCAUAGCUCUGUUGCCCAUAGAUCCGGAGCUUGUUGGAUUGGAGGACUCCACUCCGAUGCAGUUGCCGAUCUCUUCAGGAAUCGCACACGUGGAGCCCACGAAGCUUUCUGUGGCCGCCCAAUGUCUUCCUCAGGGAAUUAACAUAACAUUUGACCUUGCUGACAUGGCCGUUUGUUUCACUCGGAUUGAUGAUCAUCACAGGGUCAUUUCAGAAGUACACGGGAGCAGUCUAUGCUUCCGAACGUUUCGAUCAAUGCCGCAUUUUCGUCAAGAACGCUACCACAUUCUCACUUUUCAUUCCUCGCCCGAAACACAAUUCCUGGUGUAACGCCGUUGAACUUGUAAAAGAGAUCCGAAUCUUGGAACAAGAAUAACAAAUAUUCGCUUUUCAGAACAAUGAAAUGUCGACGAUUGUUAUCAUGUCGAAUGACCGCAUUCUACCGCAUGACGUGACGACGAAGGACGAUCUGUUCUACCAGGUUUCAUGCCAGUACAAUCCCAACGACGAGACGAGAGUGAGCAAGGGGAUUGUGGUCGGGUAGGCUUCUGAUGGGCGAGAAGAAGAAGGAAAUAUGAUUUCUUUCAGGGGACCGUCGCCUGUUAUGGUCACUAAGAAGAGCCAACUGAAUGAAAGGAUUUCGCUGGAAAUAACAAGAGACGGACAGAUGGUUGACAGUGUUUUCGUCGGAGAAAUGCUGAUUGCGACUGUCAAAUCGAAUGUGUCGGCCGAUCUCCUAAGAAUUGUCGAUUGCACUGCUCAACGAGUCGGCGGGCAAGGUCCUCCUGCUUCGGUGAAUCUGAUUGCUGACGGAUGCGCUCUUCUGCCAGCCAUUAUGUCUCCUAUGAAACUGACGCCUUCCGGGUGGCAAUCCUCUCUCUCCGCGUUCAGAAUCGACGGAUCCGAGCAGAUCGACGUCGCCUGCAUCAUCUCAAUUUGUGAUGAAAACAAGAAGUGUCCGACGGUGAGUCAAACGGAAGGCGUGGAAUUCCACACUGAUCUCUAUCACAGAUGACAUGCAAUUCCCUUCCAAACGCUCGAGAAUCACGGUCGACUUCCGAAGAGAACUCGAUACGAGUGGAUCGGCGGCUGUUUGUUAAAGGAGAUAAGAACUAUGCGGGAUCGCAGAACUUUUUCGCACGUGAGUCGCCGACAGGUCAUCUAGAUCAUCGUCCGAAUUCUUGCAGCCAUCUGCAUCGAGCCGACCUUCUACCUUCCUGCUUUCGGGCUCUUCCUCGUCAGUUUCUCUUCCAUCCUCAUUUCCAUUUUCCUGGCAUUCCGAAGAAAGAGGUUAAGGGAUGCACAAGUUGAGGAACUAUUGUAAGAAGACAUUUCAUGGUCCCCGAGAGCCUUGUCACAUUUCAGGAGCACUUCGAUCGGGCAGGAUCUUGGGCCAAAAUACAUCAAGACGAUGUCAAUGUGA